UGUUCAUCAGAGGAACAUUUCUUAUCUAAUUACGGAUGAAUUAUGAUCAUCCCGCUUUUUGCAGUUUUCAUAAUUCAAAUUAACCAAAGCCUGGCCUUGCACCUCUCUCUCUAUAUAACAAAGCAUUUUCUCCAACUCCUCGUGACUGAGAACAACCAUGCUCAUGCUCAUGACAUUCAAUUCUCAUUCCUCCCUCCUCUUUCUCAUCUCUCUCUCACUAUGCAUCUCCAUCACAACCCUCUCAUUCACUCCAGACACUCCAUGGCUAAAUUCUGUUGACAGAAAUGAUGAUAACUUCAAAGGGCUUGCUAUUGAGCGGGCUGUCGACGGGGACUGAAUACAGGCGGCGUCGCGAAGAUCAAGAGGUAUCUCCAUUACUUCGGUUAUCUCCCGCUCCAAAACCUUAGUUUUGAUGACCAGUUCAAUUCGGAGUUUGAACUAGCCAUUGCAAGAUACCAAUCAAAACUCGGCCUCUCAAUCACGGGUAAGCUCGAUAUCAACACAAUGAAGCAGAUCCUCGAGCCCAGGUGCGGUGUCUCUGACUUCGCCCACGGCAAGCAUGUGACUAGACGUUACGUGCAUUUUCCGGGGAAACCUAGGUGGAACCGUCACAAGCCCAUCGUGCUCACCUACGCUUUCUCACCUGACCAUUUCAUCAACUAUUUAACCUCAAACGAUGUCCGUCGUGUGUUUAAACGUGCCUUCGCACGGUGGGCAGCCGUCAUUCCGGUGAGUUUUAGGGAAGCGAAUGAUUAUGGCUUUGCAGACAUCAAGAUAGGAUUUUAUAGCGGCGAUCACGGAGAUGGCCAGCCGUUCGAUGGGGUGCUCGGGAUUUUGGCCCAUUCAUUCUCGCCAGAGAGCGGGAAGCUACAUCUCGACGCAGCCGAGAGGUGGGCAGUGGACUUUAGCACGGAAGAAUCCAAGGUGGCGGUCGAUCUAGAAUCAGUCGCGGUGCAUGAAAUCGGCCAUGUGCUAGGGCUAGCUCAUAGCCCGGUCAAGGAUGCUGUGAUGUAUCCAAGUUUGAAGCCUAGACAGAAGAGGGCGGAUUUGAACAUUGAUGACAUAGAGGGAGUUCAAGCAUUAUAUGGAUCAAAUCAUAAAUUGAGAUUUGGAGCUUUAUUAAGAUCUGAAACUUCUGUGAGCUCGGGGGUCACCCUUUUAAGACAAAGUUGGAUUGGCUUCACUUCAUCUUUAUCUCUUCCAUUCGUGCAAUUGUGCAUCAAUUGCUUCCUAUUAUUCGUCUUGUGAUUGCGAUGCUUUCUUGGUCUUCAUUGCCUCUUUAAUUUUAGUGUGAAUUAGCCUAAAAAGACUCCACAUUAUCAAGUGCUUUGAAAUGGAGUGAGCUGCGCUAGUUUUUUUUUUUUUCCUUUUUUAUUUCCUUUUUUUUUUCUUUUGUAUUUCUCCCCUUCAGUUUUGGGAUAUUCUAAGGAUUGUUUUGAUACUAAUCAAUUUGAAAACUUUAGAGAAAUUAAAGAUUA
Messenger RNA from Eucalyptus grandis, 1478 nucleotides. Its product is annotated as metalloendoproteinase 4-MMP. The coding region runs from base 505 to 1248 and encodes 247 amino acids. The record is from RefSeq and is a predicted model, not a curated record. Gene Ontology annotation, molecular function: metalloendopeptidase activity; zinc ion binding. Gene Ontology annotation, biological process: proteolysis; collagen catabolic process; extracellular matrix organization. Gene Ontology annotation, cellular component: extracellular matrix. The transcript has a single exon. Lineage: Eukaryota; Viridiplantae; Streptophyta; Magnoliopsida; Myrtales; Myrtaceae.